AUGGCUGGACGUGAUGCUCUCGAAGGUGAAGCUGGAGGAUUCUCUGACAGGCUUGUAAUUUUGGGCAUUGACAUGGAAGCACGCGAAGCAGGUGAACCACAAAAGCCAUUUGAGCGUGUCACUGUAUUGUGGCGACGUACUCUCACCAUUUUCUCUCCUCGUCAUUGCCACCAACCUCCUGACGACAUAUUUUCUUCUGCUUCAACAAUGGCUUCCUCUGUUCACCGAACCACCUUCCUUCCCCUUUUUCAGUCACAUGAGUAUAACAAAUCCUGCUUUCCAAAUCUCAGAACCCAAAUCCCUGGCUCCACCUUUCAAAGGAUGAAGAGAACGAUACGAGCUCAACAAGUGGAUAAUGCUUGUGAGGGUGAGGAAGUGAAGAAACCCCAAGAAAGCAGACAGGACGGUGAUGGUCCAAAGCUUAAGAGAGAGAGACGUCUGAACUUCUCAGGAGAGAAGCCAUUCACUCCCAUCCUGGACACCAUCAACCACCCAAUUCACUUGAAGAAUCUGUCCAUUGAGGAACUGCAAGAACUUGCGAAUGAACUGAGAGAAGAGAUAGUGUACAUAGUGUCAAAGACAGGAGGGCAUUUAAGUGCGAGCCUCGGGGUGGCAGAGAUAACCGUAGCACUUCACCACGUCUUCAACAGUCCAGCGGACAAGAUCAUCUGGGACGUUGGUCAUCAGUGCUAUGGGCAUAAGAUAUUGACAGGAAGAAGAGCGAGAAUGCAUACGAUCAGACAGACUAAUGGACUUGCUGGGUUCCCAAAGAGGGACGAGAGUGUUCAUGACGCUUUCGGAGUAGGUCAUAGCUCUACUAGCAUUUCUGCUGGUUUAGGGAUGGCAGUGGGGAGGGACUUGAUGGGGAAGAAAAACCACGUGAUUGCUGUGAUAGGAGAUGGAGCCCUUACAGCAGGACAAGCCUACGAGGCCAUGAACAAUGCUGGUUUCUUAAACACCAACCUUAUUAUCAUCUUAAAUGACAACGAACAGGUCUCUCUUCCCACAGCCACCGUUGAUGGUCCGGCUCAACCUGUUGGAGCCCUAAGCAGAGCCCUGACCAAGCUUCAAAACAAUACAAAGUUUCUUCAGUUACGUGAGGCGGCUAAGGGGAUCACGAAGCAAAUUGGAGGCCAGACGCAUGAGGCUGCUGCAAAGUUGGAUACCUUUGUGAGAGGGAUCGUAGGUUGCUCUGGUGUGAAUUUGUUUGAAGAGCUUGGGCUGUACUAUAUUGGGCCAAUUGAUGGCCAUAACGUGGAAGACCUCGUACUUAUUCUUAAAAAGCUCAAGGACGACUCGCCACUUAUGGGGCCUGUCCUCGUUCACACCAUCACCGAGAAAGGAAAGGGCUAUCGCCCAGCUGAACUUGCUCCUGACAAAAUGCACGGGGUUGUCAAGUUUGAUCCUAGGUCAGGGAAGCAGCAGAAGAACAAAACAACCACGCUUUCCUACACCCAGUACUUUGCAGAGUCAUUGAUAGCAGAAGCUGAGCUUGAUGACAGAAUCGUGGCCAUCCACGCUGCCAUGGGAGGAGGCACCGGACUUAACCUCUUCCAAAAGCACUUCCCCGAUAGGUGUUUCGACGUUGGAAUCGCAGAGCAACAUGCUGUUACCUUCGCUGCUGGGCUUGCUACUGAAGGCUUUAAGCCCUUUUGUGCAAUCUACUCUACGUUCCUACAAAGAGGCUACGAUCAGGUAGCUCAUGAUGUCGACCUUCAAAGACUACCAGUGAGAUUUGCCAUGGAUAGAGCUGGCCUCGUCGGAGCUGAUGGUCCGACACAUUGUGGGGCUUUUGACACUACGUUUAUGGCAUGUCUUCCAAACAUGGUGGUUAUGGCGCCAUCGAAUGAAACCGAGCUAAUGCAUAUGGUUGCUACGGCUGUAGCUAUAGAUGACAGGCCGAGUUGCUUUCGCUAUCCUCGAGGAAAUGGAAUUGGUACGCCUCUCCCACCAAAUAACAAAGGGACAGCGUUGGAGGUUGGAAAGGGAAGAGUUUUGAAGGAAGGGUGCAGGGUGGCCCUUUUAGGCUAUGGAUCAGUGGUCCAAAACUGCGUUAGAGCUUCAAGAAUCCUUGAAGCUUUGGGUGUAUCAACGACAGUGGCUGACGCGCGAUUCUGUAAGCCUUUGGAUCGAGGCUUGAUCAGGGAACUCGCUAGAAACCACGAAAUUCUCAUCACUGUUGAAGAGGGAUCUAUUGGAGGAUUUGGUUCUCAUGUUUCCCAUUUCCUAAGCUUAUAUGGACUGCUUGAUGGAAAUCUCAAGUGGAGGGCGAUGACACUGCCUGAUAGAUACAUUGACCAUGGUUCUCAGAUUGAUCAGAUUGAAGUUGCAGGAUUGACUUCAAAGCAUAUUGCAGCUACUGCUUUAUCUUUGACCAAUGUGAAUUGGGAUCAUCGUCUUCUUCUCAGCCUGCAGUUUUGA
Molecule: messenger RNA, 2421 nt
Organism: Prosopis cineraria
Lineage: Eukaryota; Viridiplantae; Streptophyta; Magnoliopsida; Fabales; Fabaceae
Product: probable 1-deoxy-D-xylulose-5-phosphate synthase 2, chloroplastic
Exons: 11
Coding region: 1-2421 (806 amino acids)
Biological process (GO): terpenoid biosynthetic process
Molecular function (GO): 1-deoxy-D-xylulose-5-phosphate synthase activity
Source: RefSeq, a predicted model, not a curated record